This is a messenger RNA of Rhinichthys klamathensis goyatoka, 1656 nucleotides long. Its product is annotated as oocyte zinc finger protein XlCOF29. Gene Ontology annotation, molecular function: DNA-binding transcription factor activity; histone deacetylase binding; RNA polymerase II cis-regulatory region sequence-specific DNA binding. The coding region runs from base 102 to 1265 and encodes 387 amino acids. The record is from RefSeq and is a predicted model, not a curated record. Gene Ontology annotation, cellular component: nucleus; cytoplasm. Gene Ontology annotation, biological process: cell fate commitment; regulation of transcription by RNA polymerase II. NCBI's taxonomy places the organism in Eukaryota, Metazoa, Chordata, Actinopteri, Cypriniformes, Leuciscidae. The transcript has 2 exons.
AAAUACGUGGUCAUAUGACCACAGGGAAGAGUGUUGUUUACAUUCUGUCUUACUGUACGCCGAACAUAAAAUAACUGCAUUUACUGCGAAACAACGUCAAGAUGACAAAGCUGCAGGUCGUCAACACGUUUCUGACGCAGCGCUUGAUGGCGGCGCUUAAUGAAAUCAUGGAUAUGAUCGGCGGGACUGUCCUGCAGUAUGAGAAAGAGCUGGACAGCGUGCAGAAGGACAACGAGUAUCUGAGACGGAGACUGAAGGAGAUUGAGAAAAUCGUGGAGUCAAUCGGUCCAGCCGCUUCAAAUCCUGCACCAUCACCAUCAUCUCCACCUCUUCAUCUAAAGUGGACCUCUAGCGUUGAGACGGAAUCAAUGCCUACAGCGAUCUAUCAGAACCAGGUACAAAAUGAACAGCCCACCGGGACGAAAGUGGAAGAGUUCUCCAGCCAUGCGCUUCAAAUGACCGAAUCAGACUUUGAUUUACCUUGUCCCACAAUACCAAACACACUGGCUCAGACAGAUGAAGACUUUGAGACAUCCACUGUAAAUGAAUUACCUUGUGGUGUAAAAACUGAGCCUUUUGAAAGCCUCAAUUCACAAUCCACCCAUGCUAACACAUCUGUCUACAGUCCAUUAGCUCAUUGCUCUGCUCAGUUACCAGCUUCUACUGAUAUUACUCACAAGUCUGAUCCUAAAGUUUUCAAUACAUUGAAUUCCUCUCAACUACAAUCAGCUAAACGUAUAAAGCUGAAGGCUAAAACCUUGCAAGUGUCCAUCAGUACAAUUAGCCCGAAUUUGUCAAAGACCACUUGUCCUGAAUCAGGCAUGGCUCACAUCAACUACAACACCGUUCUUCAAAACACAGACUUCGGACCAGUCAGGAACGACACUAUCAACAGCAACGGUCAUCUCGGUAUACAUGUAGCUAACGUUGCUGUCAAUCCCCUACGUCACGCACCGUUCAGCAGAGAAGUCAGGCAGUAUAGGGCAAAAGGACGAGGACGAGGAAGUGGUCCUGAGACACACGUUUGCCCACAGUGUGGAAAACUUUUCCCUCAUCACUCACGCCUAAAGGUUCACAUGCUCAUUCAUACAGGGGAGAAGCCGUACGCUUGCGCCCAGUGCGGGAAACGCUUCAACAACGACGGGACUCUGAGGAACCACAGCCGAGUGCAUCUGCAGCUACGUCUUUUUGACUGUCCGGUGUGCGCGCGUAGCUUUAAGGAUGCCUACACCUGUCGGAAUCACAUGCGUGUUCAUAAUAGGUGAGGCAAUGGUGCUUCUGCCUCAGCAGGAAAAAUUCAAAAGAACUUAUGAAAGACUCAUGGGACGGUUUCCCUGUUCGUUGUGACACGCAGUCACAGUUUUCCUGCUCCUGAUCGCUGAACAUCAGAGUUGAAUCAGCUGUUCUAGAUAAUAGAGACAUCUAAAAUGUGCCAUGCUGGGCAGGAUUGAGACACGCUGAAGAAUAUAAGUCACAUGAUGACGUCCUCAGAAAACCUUUUGAGUACAGUGUUUGAUGGUGGUGUUGAAAUUCAUGUUAUGUUCCUGUUGUGUGCCCUGCCAUCAGACCAGAAGGAUGCAACAAACAAGUGCCAGUGUUGUCAACUGUUUUCUGCUUCUUUUAAUAUGCUAAAUUAAAGAUUUUAUUGAGUGUUUA